Molecule: messenger RNA, 813 nt
Organism: Emiliania huxleyi CCMP1516
Lineage: Eukaryota; Haptophyta; Isochrysidales; Noelaerhabdaceae
Exons: 1
Coding region: 1-813 (270 amino acids)
Source: RefSeq, a predicted model, not a curated record
AUGCUCUCCUGCCUCGUCCUGACCGCAGGCUGCUGGCAGGGAGCGCCGUGGCCCACUCUGCGCCCGAUCGGCACCAUCGAGACGUGCUUCACGGAGAAGUUCGCAACGCCUCGGCAGGGUGCGGUCGUCCCCGAUGCACUCGCGAGGCUCAAGCUCGACACGCUCGAGGACGGCGUCGACGCACGCGCAGCGCUCGACGGCCUCGAGGCUUACUCGCACGUCUGGCUCGUGUGGGCGGCUCACCUCAACGGCCACGCUGCCGCGCGUGCAAAGGUGCAGGCGCCGCACCUUCGAGGAGGCCGCACCGGUGUCUUCGCCACGCGUUCGCCCUUCCGGCAGAACCCUCUCGGCCUCUCGCUGGUGCAGCUUCGCGGCAUCCAGGGCGACACCGUGCUGCUGAGCGGUGUCGAUCUGGUGAGUGGCACACCAGUCAUCGACUUGAAGCCCUACAUCCCCGCAUACGAUGCGCCUGCGCCGGGCUCCACAUGCCGAACCGCAGACUGGGUCGACCCGCCCACGCUGCCGGUGCGCUUCACGCCUGAGGCUACCGCCGCGCUGGAGCGGUUGCGGCCGGCUGCCUCCAAGAGCCACACGCCCGGACUGCUCGACGCCGCCUCUCUCCGGAGCACGCUCGAGCAGUCGCUCGCCGCGGACCCUCGGCCGCUCUACCGCUGGCGGCGCGACGGCGGCGACGGUGCGGAGUACUCGGUGAGAGUGGACGGCGUCCGCGUGCUUGCGACGAUCUGCGACGCGGCGGUCACCGUGCAACGGCUAGGCAUGGAUGACGAGGACUGCGACACUACCAGUGUGUGA